AUGAGCUCCACACUCGGAAUCGGGGUUCCGGUCCCUAAAAUGCUUCCCAUUACAGGCACCUGGACUCUUCCAUUCGCAGCCUACCUCGUCUACUUAUCCAACCGCAUUGUCUAUCGUCGAGUCAAGUCAGAAAAGUAUAUGGGCGACCGUUUUGUCGACGCCGCGGAAUCCACCUCGAAUGACAAGCCUGACCCCCUUUUCCUCGACUCUCGCGCUCACGACAAUUUCAUCGAGAACGUGCCCCUUUGCUUCACCUUGGUAGCGAUCGCCGAGUUGAACGGUGCGAAUCGGAAGGUCCUGAAUUACGCGAUGGCGACCCUGUUCGUGCUCAGAGUUCUCCACGUGGAGUUGGGCUUGAAAGGGAAGGAUACGGUGGGGUGGGGCAGACCGGCCGGAUACUUCGGAACUCAAGGAUUCAUUGCCGGAAUGGCCGCGUACGGCACAUACCUCGUCAAGGGCUACUGGGGCUAUUAA
Molecule: messenger RNA, 474 nt
Organism: Letharia columbiana
Lineage: Eukaryota; Fungi; Ascomycota; Lecanoromycetes; Lecanorales; Parmeliaceae
Exons: 3
Coding region: 1-474 (157 amino acids)
Cellular component (GO): membrane
Source: RefSeq, a predicted model, not a curated record